AUGAUGGUGUUUGAUCUGACCAAGUUCAAUCCGGUAGCACUGGAUAUCGGCUGUGGAAUGGGUCAUAUCGCUCCCCAUAUGAUCAAGGAGAACGUGGGAAAGCUCAUACAAUGCGACAUGAGUGAGCAGAUGGUAAAGAAAAGUAAAGGACCAGAUGAUAAGGAAAAUGUGAAAGUCGAAGAUGUACAGGUGGGAAUCGAACGUGUGGUUUGUGAUGAGGAAACCCUGGAGCAGUUCACAGCCGAUCGCUUCGAUCUAUUGUUAUCCUCUCUUUCUGCGCACUGGAUUAACGACCUUCCUCAGUGGUUUCGUCGUUGUUACGAGAUUCUCAAACCUGAUUGUCCAAUCAUUGGAGCACUGCUCGCAGAAGACACAUUAUUUGAACUUAGAUGUUCACUUCAACUAGCGGAGCUAGAACGAUGCGGUGGUGUGGGAUCGCAUAUCUCUCCGUUUAUUAAGCCACCGGAUAUCGGCAGUCUGUUGAAUUUGGCUGGAUUUGACAUGGUCACUUUGGACAGUGAUGAAGUUGAGGUUGGUUAUCCGAAUAUGUUAGCGCUAAUGUAUGAUUUGCAAUUGAUGGCGGAGUCGCACUGCACGUUUUCCAGAAGUCGAACAAUUCGACGAGAUGUUCUCAUAGCAGCAGAUGCUAUUUAUAGAGUAAUGUAUGCGAAAGAGGGUAAAUAUCCCGCUACGUUCCGCGUGAUCUCAUUUAUUGGAUGGAAACCUGGGCCACAGAUGCCAAAGCCAGCAAAACGUGGUUCGCAAAAUGUGUCUUUCAAGGACCUAAGCAAAAUUGUCGAAGAUCCAGAAUUGAUGAAGAAUCUUGCCAAGAAGAAAGAUAAUGGCGAUAUUAAGUAG
Angiostrongylus costaricensis is the source of this 858-nucleotide messenger RNA. The record is from the annotation of a GenBank genome assembly. NCBI's taxonomy places the organism in Eukaryota, Metazoa, Nematoda, Chromadorea, Rhabditida, Metastrongylidae.